Molecule: messenger RNA, 946 nt
Organism: Armigeres subalbatus
Lineage: Eukaryota; Metazoa; Arthropoda; Insecta; Diptera; Culicidae
Exons: 3
Coding region: 163-504 (113 amino acids)
Source: RefSeq, a predicted model, not a curated record
CAAACGCAGGAGUUCAGUUUCGUAUCAGAGUUCGAGGCAUUCAGACGUGUUUUUCAGUCGUUCUCGACCCGAUCCAGUCCAGUCGUUACUUACGUAGAGUUGUGUUUACAAGUGAAGUGAUCUCGUGUCAAGUGUUUUUAAAACAAAUCAACAGUUGAAAAAAUGGCAAUCGCUUUCUAUAUCCCGGCUAUCGAUGAUGAAAUCGAAAAGCAACAUCAGCUGCAAGUGAUGCAGCAACAGCAGCUUCUGAUGCAGUAUGAGCAACAACAUCAAAAUAGUCAGCUCGGUUCGCCACCGCCGACUCCAACGAGCCCGACGGGCUCCAUUCCGCCAACUCCACCGCUGACUCCGACGAUGACUCAAGUCAGCAUCCAUCAUAACCGCUACCACCUGGUGCAAGCCUUCCAUGAGAUGCUGUUCCGUCAUGCUCAAGAAAAUAACCCAACCCGCUCGCGCUGUCUGCUGUGCAACAAGCUGUACUACCUGCUCCGAAAAGUGUAUUAAGUGUUCCGCCACGUUCCCGCCAAAUCUUCAAAGUUCAGUUCCAAAAGUUUACAGCCAAGUGACUUUCCGUACUAAACGUUGAUCCGGUUGCUCCAGCCAAAUGAAGUGAAAUUCAUUUGUCCGAUCGUGCCGAAGCUGGAUGCGCCCCCCAGUGGAUGUUCUAUCCAGGCAACGCCCCAAAUAAUGUCCGCCUGAGCGGAUGCGGCCAUCGAAUCCAGAAAACUGAUGAUUCUGAAGUGCCCGGCGGAAUCAUCGAAAUGCUUCGAGUGCAUUAAUCUCGGAGCGGUGCAGUUCAAUGCAAUGCGUGGUCUUGGGCUUCUUGAGAAAGAAGGACCUGGAAUAAACUGAAGCAUAUAUGUGAUAUAGUUAAUAGUGAUUAGUGAUCUCAUUAAGCAUACGAAAAAAAUGUUAGCAAAUAAAUAAGUCACAAGUGAAAAAGAAA